AUGUUGUCCUCAAAAAGCCCGGACACGUGUUGUCAGCCGUCGUUCAACUCGUACCGAAAGCCCAAAAGGAUUCGCACGGCUUUCAGUCCGGGACAGCUGUUAAGACUGGAGGAGAUCUUUGAGCGCAACCGAUAUGUGGUGGGCUGUGAGCGCAAACAACUGGCCCGGGAUCUCAAUCUCAGCGAAACCCAGAUUAAGGUCUGGUUUCAGAAUCGACGGACAAAACACAAGAGGGAAAAGCAUCAGCAAAACGGCGGCAAACGCUCGUCCACUGUGUCCGCCCUCAUGAACGGCUACUCGUCCAAUGGUCUGUCACUAUCUGGUGGUCAUUGCAGUGAUAAUGAUGUCGAGGAUGAAGAUGAGGAAGACUUUGUUCAUAAAUAUUAA
Oppiella nova is the source of this 387-nucleotide messenger RNA. NCBI's taxonomy places the organism in Eukaryota, Metazoa, Arthropoda, Arachnida, Sarcoptiformes, Oppiidae. The record is from the annotation of a GenBank genome assembly.